AUGCUAUCACUAUAAAAGAGGAGUGAUGGCAUACAGGAAAGAGAAAGAGGAAAGAAGUCCACUGUGAUGCACUUGACUUGACUUGACAUUUUUGGAGAAAACUCUGGUCCUCUUUGGGCUUUCCUGAAGAGAAUUCCUCUUGACUUUGUUGAUUUUUGGGCAGAAAUCGUCUCCCUUUUUGAGGGAACUCUUACUUUUGUGCUGUUUUCCCAAAGGUUCUCCUGCAUUUUUGUGGUUCUUUGGACAGAAUUCUUAUUGUCUUUGGACUUUUUGGAUAAAACCAACCCAUUCUUGAUUUAUUUGGACAGCUCUCCUGAUUGCUUUUUCAUUUUUUUCCUGUGUCUUUUGGGCAAUUUUGGGUAACUGCUAUCUUCUUUUCUCUUUUCUGGAAAAAAAAAAACUCUUUUGUCUUGUUUGAGCUUGUUCGGACAGCACCUGUUGAGACUGCUUCUGUUCCCCUGGGAUUUUUUUGAAGAGAAGACUUGCACACUUUGUACAUAUUUUGAGAGAAAACUCCUGUUCCUUUGGCUACCCUGUACCCUCUUCACUUGGAGGACUCCUGUACUCUCUUGACUUUUUUGGGGGAAAACUCCUGUUCUCUUUAGGUUCUUUGAAGAGGACUCCUUCACCCUCUUCACUUUUUGAAGAAAGCUCCUGCUUCCUUUCUUGAUUUCUUAAAGAUAACUCCUGUUCCCUUUGAACAUUUUUGGAGAUAACUUCCAUCCUGUACCCCUGUUCACCCUUGUGGGCUCUGGCUUUGGCUCGGCAUGAGCGCGGAGUGCACAGCUUACUACAGUGCCGAGAACGUGUUCGUGAGCGCCUUCAGCUGCCCCAAAGCCGAUGGGGACGCUCGUGCCAUCUUCUGCUGUGGCUUCAAUGAUGUCAAGUACUGCUGCGAUGACCCCAACAGCUUCUUCCCCUAUGAAUAUGGCUACAUGUGGUGGCUGAGUGUGGGCGCAUUGGUUGGUUUGUCCAUAGCUGGAGUGGUUCUGCUGGCAUUUAUCAUCACUAUCUGCGUCCUCUGUUACCUUUUCAUUGCAACCAAACCCAGAGGACUGGACAAUGGCCUGCCUCUCCAGGCACAAGGCGCCGAUGCCAGCCCACAGGAAGGCCCGAGCCAGCCCAGGGCUCCGUCCGGACCGCAGGGAUUCCGCAAGCAUUUCUUCAAGGGGAAACUGGACUGUGACAAUCAGCCGGCCGAUCCAGAGCGGCUGUUUCAGCGCUGCUUCAUGGCCACUGUCACCACCAUCAAUGUGGAGGGACCCUCGUAGAGGAUAAGCCCUCCAUUAUGCAGCACCAGCCGAAUCAGUACGCACUUGUCAUGCUCUAACAGCGCUUUCAUGCUUUUGGGCUUUCUAGUAAAAUAUGCUUGUGAAGCAGAUCGUGGGCUCGUAUGUAUUGUGUGUUAAAGGUAGCACAAAAUGUGUUGCCCUUCACUGGAAACACAGAAAAUACAUUGUGUGUUGGUUCUAAAACGUCUGUUUUGGAAAGUGUUUAGAAAGUUUAUGUUAAUGCAACAAAUUAACUUUCUUUGGGUAGACCACUGAUGCUCGCCAUGCACAUAAUUUACAUUCAAUCUACCCCUUAACAAGCCAUGGGCCCACCAGCAGGCCUGAGGUCUUACUACACACUUCUAUAACCUAAGAGUAGCUACACUGGUUUGCAUUGAGGCCCCUGCAUUACUGAAUAAUAAGCUUUUGUAUGAAAUAAACUCCGUAUACUAAGGGGUUAAAUAUCUAUCCCAUUUCCUUAAUGUAACCUAAACAUACCUAAACCUGAGCCUGACCCUAGUCCUAAUACUAACCCUAAUCCUAAUGCUGUUUCCCCAGAGAGUCUACUAAUAAUAUGAACAUCAGAGAGCUAUCCAAACAAGGAGGGACCCAAUUUUUUGUAAGGUGUGAUCUAUAGUAAAGAAGAACCGGGUGGACACAGGGGUUGGUUGGCACAAUGUGAGAUUCCAGGUCAGUAGGGGAAGCUUUCAUAAGAAUGUCAUAAAAAACGAUUGAUUUCUUCACCUACAUUCAUGUCAUACAUUUCGUCUGUGUUUCAAAAACAUUCUUUAACACCCUUGAAUGUUUACAACUUUGGAUUAAAUCAAAACUGAGUAUUUGUAUUUGUUGCUUCCUUCUUUCAAAUCAUAGCCUUUCAACAUUGUGCCAACCAUCCCCAGAACAUUGUGUCUGGAGGAUUUGAUCAUUUUGGAACUGUUUCAUUCCGGUGGCUUAUCUAAUAUCUAAUCACCUCAAAAAUGUCUCUUAACACCUUCUAGCCUCUUAAAAAAGAUGGUUCUUCAAGGGUUCUUUAGAAUCUAUCGAGAAAACAACCAUUUGCAAGCUUAAAGUGUUUUUUGCAUGGCGAAAUGGUUCUUGAGAUUGUUGGAGAACGUGUUGUAUGUGAUUCUAAAGAGAUCCGUUUUAAAGUGAUUCUAUUUAGCACCAAAAAGAGGUCUUUCAUUGUUACAAGCUUGAUAGCGUAACAAUAGCUGAACCCUUUUUGGUGCUAUACGGAAACCCUAACCCUACAUACGACACAUUCGCCGUCAAUCUGAAGAACCGUUUCACCACUCAAAGAACCGUUUAAGCAAGCAACUGGUUCUUUCAGUGUUCAUGGUUCUAUAUAGGAACGAUGGACCUCAUUCACCAAAAUCUUCCUACGUUUUUUCUUGAAUGUGAAUUCUUGAAUGUUCUGAAUUCUUGAGAACUUUCCUGAGAAAAGGUCUACGUCAGAUUCAUGACGUGUUCUUAAACCUCAGAACUGUUCACACCCUUUGUGCUUUUGAGUGUGUGUGUGUGGAUUGUGUUCCAACCUAAGAACAAACCCCAAAUAAGAGAACACUGGUGAAUGUCAGAACCUUCUAACGAUCAGUUAAUGAGGCCCAUGGGCUUUACUAAAGAACCUUUAAAGAACCAUCUCUUUAAGGCUGUACUUAAUAGCCACUUUGACUGUAUAUCUCUGUGUAUUCCGCUUGCUAUUCAAAAUGCCUAAAACAUUCGCUAUGGAUUUUGAUAUUUUUUCCCACAGUGUUAUCAUACAGUGAAUGAAGGUCAGGUUCUCAGGGUUACGAUUAUGCAAGCAAUUAUCCUGUAAAAUAAGUGUGCAUCAAAGCUGAGGGUGUUAAUGCAAAUUAGGGGCUCGUGUCAACAUCUAUGCCUUCCUCUCAGGUAAACAGUUUGACUACUUACUUACCUAAUCCUGAACCCUUCAGAAUGUGACACCAUUCAAUCCUCCCUUAUUUAUGAGAAGCCACUCAUAAGCAGCUGAAGACAUUGUUUGUUUGUUUGGGGGCUUUUUUUGUUGAUAACACUGUCUUGUCUUAUGUUGCAGUGUGCAGUGUUGUAAAGCAGAUGAUGCCUGGAAGCCUAACACUGGAAGGCCAUUUCAAAACAUGGCUUGUGGUGUUAAAGCACAUGAGCCAUUAAUACAGUAUCAAUGGACACUCCAUUAUGUUGUGUAGUGUCCACCUAAUUCACCGCUACCUUUUUUAUCAGUCAAAUGGCUGCCGGUCAGUUGGUGGCGGUGGACGGUGGUGGGACAUGCUGUUCUGACUGGCACUGUGCCUGAUGUCUGAUUACUGUGUUGAGUGCUGUUUUACUAUUUUGGGUGUAUAAAUUCUGGUCUGGUCUGAUUAAUCUGGGCACUUUUCUCUGCCAAAUUAUAUCCAUACAUUACCUUUUCGGUUUAUUUUGAACCAUGGAAGUGGAUUCAUUAUAGAAAGAGCCCCAGAAUGUUCAGGCUAAGUACCAGUAAGAAGCCAGUUAUGGUCAAGAAGAUAUAAUAGGAACCUGUUGGAAGUUGUGACAAAGUGACCACAAUAAUAUAUAAUUUAUAUAUGUUUAUAAUUAAUAAACAUAAUAAGAACCAAGGUAAAAAGAAAUCAAAGCAAAUUGUCUCUAAAUCUGUAAACUUCAGACAAAACUUAUGCCUUUUUGGACAAAGCGACUCACUGGUUUGAGGUGUGGUGCAUGCUGUAUGCAGAACCUUUUGUUUUGAGACCUCCCCCUGACUGUGAUUGGUCCUAAUGGCUGUGUCAUUCAUUCUGAGACCUCCCCCUGACUGUGAUUGGUCAUAAUCACUAUCAUAUGUUCUGAGACCUCCCCUGACUGGGAUUGGUCAUAAUCACCAAUUACAUGUUCUGAGACCUCCCCCUGACUGUGAUUGGUCAUAAUCACUAUCAUAUGUUCUGGGACCUCCCCCUGACUGUGAUUGGUCAUAAUCACUAUCAUAUGUUCUGGGACCUCUCCCUGACUGUGAUUGGUCCUAAUCACCUUGUCGUUGGUUCUGAGGCCUCUCUUGACUGAGGUAAGUGAUUUUACUGAGACCUCCCCUUGACUAUGACUGGUCCACUGCAGCUCCCAGUGAUGCUGAUAUGUACACAGAGUUUUUUCAUGUAUUUUCACAACAACAUAUAGUGGUAGUUCCAUUUUGCUUAGUUUUUUUUAUUGUUUGAAGUAUAUUUUUGCCUUAAGAGUGCUUUCACACUUAUCUUGUUGGGUGUCAAACCUUUCUUUAGCUUGGUUUAAUUUGACAGGUGUGAACACUACACCCGUAUUCACAUGCACACCAAAGAACUGAAAUGUGCAACCAUCAGUGCUGUAUUUUCUGCAUGAUCUGCUGCUUUCACAUUUGACUCACACUGUUCAUUGAUAUUAAGCAUCUCAAAUUCCAUUCAAUGUAAUGGACACGUACAAACACCGUACAAACUAUUCUAUGUCUGAUUCGUGAAGUUUUUUACACAACAUGGAAACAAUGAGAGAUCUGAGCACAAACAAUGAAUGAACUUCAGUGCAUGAAAUCAAGUGCCAGCAAACCUCAUUUACAUAUCAUUUGCAUGAAGCACGCCCCAACUCAAGCAAAUAUUUUGAUAAGGAGCUAAUAAAAUCACAGUAUAUAGUAUGUUGUGAGCCCAUACGUGAAGUCUGAGGUCGAGCAGUGAGUGCACUGUGAUUGUGGAGUGUGAUUAUUAUCUAAAAAUAACAUUUCAAUGCUGUGUUAUUGUAUUGUUUGAGGUGUUUCUGCACUAGCUGUGUUUUGUAUUGUUUAUUUGGUGGGUGGAGUCAGUAGUAUAAAGCAAAAUCACUGUAAUAUGUCUUUAAACAUGGUUGUUAUAGUGUAGUGGGUAACUCGUCAGCCUUCUAUGCUGUAGACUGGGCUUCAAUCCCCUGCAUGGGUCAGCACUCUACACUAUACCAAUAAGAGUCCUUGGGCAAGACUCCUAAUGCCAACUUCACCUACAUGUGUAAAAUAGUGUGCAUGUAAAAUAAGUCCAUCCACUUUUGCCUUGUUCACUAAAUACUGUUAUUUUUGUUAUUUUCAAUUUAUAAUCUUAUUACUGCUGUUAUAUAUGCUGUUGAUAAUAUUUAUCCACAAAUCAAGCAUUUUUUUCAGGUUGUUAAAUGUUUACACUCAAUUGUACACGCGCUCCUACCAGGUGUGAGUUCAAUCAGACAGAUACGCCAAAGAUGAAACUGACAAAUAACAAAGUAGUCAGUGAAAUUUGUGCAUGCUUACGAUUAAAUUUGCCGAUACGUAAUUUUGAUGCAUAUGAUAAUAUCAUAAUAUCAUAAUAUCAUAAAAAAGUAAACUCUGGGUUGGACCUGUGCCUAAGGGUGCACUGAUUUUAGUUUUUAAUUAUUUCAAUUUGGUUUUCUUGAUCCAGCCCAAAGCAGAAAAUGAUGCUUUUGUAAUUUAGUCUGGUUUGCUUGGUGUUCAGGGCCAAGUUUCAGCAUCAGCCUUGUGCUACGAUAAUUUGAGAAAUCCAGCCCAGACAGAAGCAUUUAUCACUGAAAAAAAGCCCAAUGGCACAGAUUAUAUGGUAUAUUUGGCAUUUUUUCAGAGCCAUGCUGAAAUCUGCCCUAACUAUUCUCAUGGAUUUGACAUGUUUUUAGGAUUACAUGUCAUUUUUGUCUUGUUUUAUCUUUGUUUUGUUAUUUUCUAAAGUAAUCAGGCAUUAGAUACAAUGCACAAUUUUUCCCAUGAAAUGAAUCGUAUAAUAAGUGUAAUAAUAAGUGGCCUCCAGCAGCUUACUGCUUUUAUAAAUAAGACCUGACACCUUAAAUCCCAACAUAUUGAAUAUGUGGUCAUCUGGAGUUCUUUUACAGCUUCAAACAUUCAGACUUUUUAUAAUUACCAUAUAAGAGCUCAUGAAGAGAUGUCAUGUGUCAAAACAGGGUGAGCAAUUAAUGUGGUUCAUUUUGCAACAUUUGGCCCAUUUCGAUCUUUCGUUCAUGUUGCAUUUAUACUAUUUAUGUGGCUUUGCAGUUUUUGAGACGUUCUCAGAGCAGCACACGAAGUGUGUAGGAAAGAACGAUCUAAUUUUGGAGUGGAAUCUGAAAAAAGAAAACAAAAGCCGCUGUGGAAUUGAAUAAGUUUAUUUUGCCUUAUUUACCUGUAAGUUGAGAUGUUUCUUAUAUUGUUCAAGAUGUUUGCCCAUCAAAUAUUGUAUUUUCAUGCUGCUUUCAUCACCAAGGAAUCUGUAGUGGGCUCUAUCUAAUUAUCAUGCCUUUCAGCAUUGCCUUGAGCAAAAGGCCAAGCAGGCCACCAAGCAGCGCAUUAGCACAUUUUCUUAUGGAAGAUGUUUGGAAUGCAUCGCAUGCUUCGGUUCCCUUGUUCUUUCAUUGAACACAGAUUUUCUUGAAAGCAAUCCUCAGAUGGUCUCAUUGAGAGCUGCUUUACCAUGACUUCUAAAGACCAAGAGGCCAUUCUGUUUACCAUUCAUAGAGAAAUUAUGGCUCCACUUAACAACCUGUUUUCUUUUAACCAGAAGAGCCCAGGCUCUGUUGUUUUCCAUUCUAUAGGCACUGAUAAAAGUAAUCUUUCCUCUCAGGCUUGAGAGCUCCUCUCCAUUAUGUUCCCACAUGGUGAGCAUAGACCUCUUGGCCAGCAGCUCACAUGCAUAGAAGGGUCAAGAGAUUUGUUUACGUGUUUAUCUUUGGUCAUCAUCUCUGUUGUAAAGGAAUCUGUUUUUCUUGAUCCUUCAGUGCAACAUCAGGAAAAACAAGUGUAGGUUGUACCAAGAAAGGAAACAAAUUUGAUCAAUGCUCUGUAACAAAAUGCAACACUGUGAGAUAAUCUGUCGCAUGAAGAGUUAUUUUCUGCCUUGAGUGCAACUGCAAGCCAUUUAAAAAAAUGAUUUAA
Messenger RNA from Pygocentrus nattereri (red-bellied piranha), 7134 nucleotides. RefSeq names its product protein shisa-like-2A. The transcript is spliced from 3 exons. The coding region runs from base 768 to 1271 and encodes 167 amino acids. NCBI's taxonomy places the organism in Eukaryota, Metazoa, Chordata, Actinopteri, Characiformes, Serrasalmidae. The record is from RefSeq and is a predicted model, not a curated record.